Oncorhynchus keta (chum salmon) is the source of this 2976-nucleotide messenger RNA. RefSeq lists its product as uncharacterized. The transcript has 8 exons. Gene Ontology annotation, cellular component: nucleus; cytoplasm. The record is from RefSeq and is a predicted model, not a curated record. NCBI's taxonomy places the organism in Eukaryota, Metazoa, Chordata, Actinopteri, Salmoniformes, Salmonidae. Gene Ontology annotation, biological process: inositol phosphate biosynthetic process. Bases 575 to 2617 code for a protein of 680 amino acids. Gene Ontology annotation, molecular function: inositol tetrakisphosphate kinase activity; inositol-1,4,5-trisphosphate 3-kinase activity.
UUGUAAUGGCAAGAAUGGAACGAAUUUAACAGAGUCCAAAAUAUAUUUUCCAUAUGUUUGAUACCGUUACAAAAAUUCCAUUCCAGCUAUUACAAUGAGCCCGUCCUCCUAUAGCUCCUCCCACCAGCCUCCUCUGACAGAGUACCCUAUGGCCUAUUCAUAUGACAUUGAUGCAGAUGACGCAGAUGUAUUUCCUAGAUAACACACAAACAAGAGAGACUCCUGUCAACCUGCAGUUCAAUGCCAUGCUGUCAGUUACAGUCACUCACUCACCAGAAUGUUUGGAAACUUUGUUGCGUCACAGCAUGCAAAAUACUGCCACAUCAGGGAUAACGCAGGGAGACAGAUCUAGUCUAUCCUAUCCUACUGUAGUCCACCGCCUGUACAGGUGUCAUUUCUACGGACUAAAUGAACCCCUAGGGUCCAUAAAGUGUUACAUAGAUUUAUCAAGGGGAGGCUGUUCAAUGCACAAGGAGACUCAUCUUUCACUCACAAAGAGGAUUAGGCCUACUAACAUAGGAUUGAAGUUAUCAGGAUAACUACAUCCCCUGGAAUAUCACCCUUUCACCUGGGAAUGAUGGACAACACAACACCCCCAGCUCUGGAGGAAAUGAAGGAUGUUGAGAAAGAAACUGAGACGGUAGAAGGAGAGUUGGAGAAUGGAGAACAUGUCGAUGACAAUGAUGAUGGAUUUCUUGGACCCUUGAAUGAUAUCGACCAACAUCCACCCAGUGUGUUUGGUACGGUGAAACCACAAACCAAACUUCUCUCUAGCCCGGACUCACCCUCUAACAGUCUGGAACUACAAGGCCAUAAAAGAGGACCAGAAGAGAGACCAAGGCAUCUGGAAGAUACAGAACCAGCCUCUGACAUGCAUGUGAAUCAGGGCCUUUUGGUUGAUAUUCAAAGAUGUGACAGUGGAGUGUGGGAGAGGGGAGAAGAGAGGGGGAAAGUACAUGUAGAAGAGGAGGAGUGGUCAGAGAGUGAGAGAGUAAAGGAUUCAAGGAUUAACAGAAGGAGCGCGAAGGAGAGAUGGAGACUGAGGAAGAGGGAGAGGUUGGGAGGGAGCAUACCAGCAGCAAAGACAGAGGGAUGGGAAAAGAUGGAGAAAAGAGAGAGAUGGAGUGAGUCAAGGAGGAUGAGAAAAAUGGAAGAGGAAGAGGGGAUGCAAGAUGGAGGUGUGCUGAAUGAGAGGAGUGAGGAGAGGAAGAGCGCAGAGGAGAUAGGUGAUAAAGAGACAGAGAGGAUAGGGGAUAGAGAGAUAGACAGAGAGGGCACAGGGGAUAGCGAGAUGGAAGUAGGAAGUGCAGGGGACAGAAAGAUGGAAGGAGAGAGUGUCAGGGAUAGAGAGAAGGAUGGCGAGAAGGAGGGUGCCAGCAGCCUGAGCUCUGAAGGGAGCUGGUCUCCUUCCCCCCAUCCCAUCUUCUCCAGGAUGCACAUGCACUCCUCCGUCUCAUCCUCCUCUUCCUCCUUCAACUGCUCCUCAGCGGAAAGCGAUGAUGUCUUCAGCGAAGGAGAGGACACAGCCAGCAAAAGGAGCACCAUGAGGAGGUGUCGCUCCUGGAGGACCUUCCUAACCGUGAUGCAGUGGUCAGUGCGUCGGCAGAGCUCAUGGGUCCAGCUAGCAGGACAUCAAGGUAACUUCCAGCUGAGUGAGGGGGGUGAGGUGCUGAAGCGUUUCAGUGAGGUGGAGGCUGUGUGUCUUCAGGCCCUCAUGGCCGACCCCCUGCGUCCAUUUGUACCGCAGUAUCAUGGCUCGGUCACCAAGGGGGGCGAGAGUUACAUCCGCCUGAAGGACUUACUGAGUGGCCUGAAGAACCCUGUCAUCAUGGACUGCAAGAUGGGUGUGAGGACAUACCAGGAGGAGGAGUUAACCAAAGCACACACUAAACCCACCCUGCGGACUGAUAUGUACCAGAAGAUGGUAAAAGUAGAUCCGACGGCUCCCACAGUGGAAGAACAUGAGCAGCGAGGUGUGACAAAGUGGCGCUACCUGCAGUGGAGGGAUAACACCAGCUCAACUGCCACAUUAGGCUUCAGGAUCGAGUGCAUCAUGAUGGAGAAUGGCAGCGUACAGCGGGACUUUAAGAAGAUGCUAACCCCAGCUCAGGUCAUCGAGGCCCUCCUCUCCUUCACCAAGAGUCAGCUACACAUCCUGAAGGCCUACCAUUCCAGACUUCAGGCUCUGGAUGAAGCACUGAAGGAAUCCCCAUUUUUCAAAGCCCACGAGGUGAUUGGCAGCUCGCUCCUCUUUGUCCACGACCGGACCAGUCAGGCAAGCAUCUGGAUGAUAGACUUUGGGAAGACCACCCCAUCGCCCAGCAGUGUGCAGCUGAGGCACGACGUCCCUUGGGCAGAGGGGAAUCGGGAGGACGGGUACCUGAUCGGGCUGGCCGCGCUCACCUCUUUCGUGGGUCAGGCCAUCAGCCAGGCAGCCUGCAGAAAGGAAGAGAACCAUGGAGAGGAGAUAGGCAGUGUCGCACAAACCCUGCAGGAACAGGAACACACACAGACUAAAAGUCAGGGUGGUCAGGGCGAGGCAGCACAGAAUGAAGGUACUUCUGAUGGAACAAGAGAGACCACAUCAGGACAAUACUCACAGGAAUGUGUUCUCUAAUUUACAUGGAUUAUGUUUGUGGAUGAUUUGAGGCAUUGCAAUAGACAGUAUUAAUGGACAGAAGUCUCAACUGUUUAGACAGAAUACAGGGUGAGUUGAGUUGAAUAAGGUGUUUAUGGACAAUAUUUUUUCAUUUUUUUUACAAUAAAAACUACCUAUUGUACAAAUGCCUCAUCUAUAGACAUAUUGACAGUUAUCAAUGUGUUCUAACUCAAAAGUCUGGUUCGUCUCAUUUGAAUGUGCCAUUGAGGAAUUUUAAUUUGAAUAGCCACAGUCGAUACUUCAGGCUUUGUGGUGGUUAUCUCCUGAACCAUCACUGCAGGACAGGUGAGGGAGGCUAGCACCCAACAUCAACAGAU